Molecule: messenger RNA, 6188 nt
Organism: Cuscuta epithymum
Lineage: Eukaryota; Viridiplantae; Streptophyta; Magnoliopsida; Solanales; Convolvulaceae
Source: the annotation of a GenBank genome assembly
UUUGGAUGAAAUGUAAAUUUAUAUUAACACCCAAAGAAACUCUGUACAAGACAUGUCCUAGAUCUCCUAAAACCUCCCCCACCCCACCUAAAGUGGGGGUGAAAGGAGGUUUUUAUUCGAUCUAUUUAAUGCCCCAAAAAGGACCAAGCAUGGUACUUGGUCAAUCGAAAAAGUACAAAAGAAGUACAUCGGAGCUGCUAUGGCACGCUCACAGAUCGGAGGCUAAAGCAUCAAAAAAAUACAAGGAUGGUGCUAAAUGCAACGCAUCCCAACAAAUUCUAAAGUUUUGUCAGUGCCGCGACAAAAUUCACGCCUAUGGCCGUGUCAUCCAAGUCCCACCUCCCAUGGCAGUAUCAAGGGUUAAGGGAUUAACCUUAGUCAACAUUGCCCAUGCGUCAUGCCUCCCCGGAGGUUUCUGCGGCGGCAUUGCGGCUACAUACAUCCGCCCUCAAAUUCCAGAAGGUAUGUUGUUAUGAUCCUCUUCACAAUUUAACCAAAUCAUGCGGGUAAAUGUUGAACAGGAUCUUAUACACAACAUAUUUGAUCUUUAAGAUAAUAUCCUGUUCUGUUCGUUUCCCAUCAUCAAAUCUGAUUUCAUUCCGUGCAUGCCAGAUGUGGUAGACCGUCGCACAGAACGCAAUUCGAGUUGCUUUAGCUUUCAACUUUGAGCCUUUGUGCGUCUUCAUGAUCCAUUUUACUGCACUAAGUAGUGUUGUCAUGUCUCGCGUCAACCCCAGCCAUUCCCGAAUUUCCUUCCAUACCCUACAAGUAAAGGAACACCGGAAGAAGAGGUGUGGUAUUGUUUCAUAACCACCCUUGCACAAAUCACAACGGUUAACUAUAUGAAGAUAGCCAAGGCUAUCCUGCGUAGGAAGCCGGUUUCGAAAGGCAAGCCAUGCAUUAAACGAAAAUUUUGGAGGAAUAUAGGACUUCCAUAUGAAACUCAUAGGAGCCCUAACCCCACUCUUGACUCUUAACAGCUCAUAAACCUUUGCGGAGGCUAAUUUACCAUUCACGGUUCGCGAGGUAAGUCCCAAUAUCAUGUCAUUAUGAUUGUUAAAACACGAUCGAAUCUUAUCUCGAAUGAGACUCAACCUUUUCAUUAGUUGAGAGUCUCGGGUGUGUGGGACAUAGUCCCACACGGUUCUACCCUUAAGAUAGACACCGUUCACCCACCUCACCCAGAGGGUGUCUUUCUUUCUAUGGACGUCCCAUAAGGUACGGGAGAGGAGAGCAUGAUUCCAUACCUUCGCAUUAUGAAUCCCAAGCCCCCCUUCCUCUUUAGGAAGACAGAUAUCAUCCCAAGCCACCUUAGAGAACUUCCCACCCCAGAGGAAGAUACGGCAUAUCGAGACAAUUCUAUCUAGAAUCGUUUGGGGGACGGGGAAGACUUGAAGCCAAAACGACUGGACCCCUUGGAUCACAGAACGUAUCAGCUCCAUUUUUCCCGCAUAGGAGAUGGUCUUAGUAUUCCAAGUUUUUAGGAAAUUAUUAACAAUCUCCAAAAGGGGAGCAUACUGAGCCACGGAAACUUUGAGUGGCGCGAGAGGAAUUCCAAGGUAUCUUACUGGAAAUUCCCCACGCCUAUAGUCCACAAGGUCAAGGAUAUUUUGUAAUUCAAAGUCAUGCACACCCCCCACAAAGAUAUUCGACUUGGUAUUGUUAACUCUAAGGCCUGACACAUCCCCAAACUCUUUAAGAGUGUUGAUAAGUAUCUCAAUGGAGUACUUGUCGCCCCUAGAAAAGAGCAUAAGAUCAUCUGCAUAGGCCAAGUGAGUUAUACCCAAGGUACCACACAGGGGGUGAUAAUUAAAACUCGAAGAAUUAGCUCUAAUGGUUAGGAGUCGCGAAAAGUAUUCAAGACAAACCACAAAGAGUAAUGGGGACAUAGGGUCCCCUUGCCUAAUACCUCGCUUACCCUUAAAAAAACCAUGCAAAAUUCCAUUCAAAGACACGGAAAAAGAUGCAGUAGAAACACACACCAUAAUCCAAUCAACAAAACGCUCGGGGUAGCCCAAGCCCCUGAGCACACCCGCUAAAAAGUCCCAUGAUAUGGUAUCAUAGGCCUUGCGCAAAUCCACCAUAAUCAUACAACGAGGUGAUAUACGUUUCCUAUUGUAUCCUCUAACAAGUUCCUGGGCAAGGAAAAUGUUAUCAAACAUUAGGCGGCCAUCCACAAAAGCACCCUGUGCUUGGUUAAUCAAACCCGAAAGUGUGGGGGACAUUCUAGUCGCGAUGAUUUUUGCAAUGAUUUUGUAAAGAACGUUCGUACAAGAAAUUGGUCUAAAAUCUGAGACCUUUGGGGAGUGAUUUGUUUUAGGAAUUAGCGCUAUAACAGUAUGAUUUAACUGUUUUAGUAGCUUUCCCGAGUCAAAAAACUCUUUGAUCGCACGGAUCACAUCCUCCCCCACAAUAUUCCAAUUCUUUUUAAAGAAGGCCGAUGAAUAGCCAUCCGGCCCCGGUGCCUUAUCAUCCCCAAUAUCGAACAAGGCAUCCUUAAUUUCCUUGUUAGAUACCGGAGAUACAAGGCUAUCAUGAACGCUUGGUUCAAUCAUAGGGCCUGUUCCCAUGACCGAUUGGUCAAUGGAGGAGCAAUUCAUCUCAGUGCCAAAUAAAUCAAUAAAAAACUUUACAAAUUCUCUACCAACUUGAUCCGCAGAUGUAGUACAACUGCCAUCAUCAAGGGUAAGAGAAGUAAUUGUGUUCCGGGACAUGUUCCGCUUAACAAUAGCGUGAAAGUACCGGGUUCCUUUGUCGGCUUCAAGAAUGUGUGUCGCUUUUGCCUUUUGUUGGUAGAACCUACACUCGGCCUCCCCUAGGAAUGUUGCCCUUUUUCUAGCCACCAUCAACUGUUCUUUAAGCUCAUCAUUAUGGGGCGAAGCAAACCACAACUUGUUUAGCCUCUUGAAGUCAUCCUUCGCACACUUUGCCUUGGUAGAUAUAUGGCCAAACUCCAUCUUGUUUAGUUCCUUAAGAGGUUGUUUAAGUCUCUUUAGUUUCUUAGCAAUUUGGUAUUGAGCCGUACCUACAAUUGUCACAUUCCAACUUUGCAAAACAACAUUAGCAAAAGCAUGGUGUUGAAUCCACAUAUUAAAGAAUUUAAAUGCCCUUGGCCUAUUGGACGUGUUAUUGAGUAUUGAUAUUACGGAUGCCGUAUGAUCAAACUCAACCUCCAUUUCAUGGAAAUGGGCCACAACCGAUAAGCCAAUUUGGCUCCAAACAUCAUUUAACAAUACACGAUCAAGUUUCGCCCAGAUUGUCCCUUUAUUCCACGUAAAGAAUUCACCAGUAGAGGGAGCAUCUUCUAGGCUCGCUUGGAUUUUAAAAUCAAAUAGGUGUUGCAUCAUGUAAGCUGUGGGGGGGUUACUCCCCAACCUUUCAUUCGGAGCACACACACAAUUAAAGUCCCCCGCUAUAACCCAAGGUUUGGUAAUACCAUUCCCUAAGAUAGCAAGUUCAUCCCAUAAUGCUUUGCGCUCCAAGACAGUAUAAACUGGGUACACCAUAGUAAUUAAAAAGUCCAAUUGGGAGGUACAACAUAUACCUCCGAUGUGCAUAAACUGUGACUCAACAACCUGAAUAGUACAAUUUACUAUGUACGGGUUCCACAUCAAUGCCAUACGGCCACCAUUUAUUUUUGAAAAAUUUGUUUCAAACUCCCAGCCAGGCCAUUUGUUUGAGACAAACUUUUUAAAACUGGCCUCAGUCAUUUUUGUUUCAAGAAAACAACAAACGCUAAUAUUAUUAGACUUAAUAUAACUAGCAAUUAUAUUAUGUUUGGAGGUUUUAUUCAAACCCCGAACAUUCCACACAAGAAAAUUAACCAUAAAUAAUAUAAUUUAAAUUUUAGUAAUCCGAGAGCAUAGGUACCCUCAAAUAAACCCGUAAGGUAUCAAGAAAGGUAGAAAUCCGGGUUGAAAUCAUCCGGGUCAAUUCCUCCUUUGUCCUUCUUUUCUUUUCUUGCCCUUCUCCUCAUUUCUUUUAAAUAUUUCUUAUUCCUGUCCAGGUUAGGGUCAAAGAAAGAUAAUACGCGAGUAAUAAAUUUAGAUUUAUCAAAUUCAUACCAAUCAUCCUUCUUUUUAACCUCCGGGCAGCUGAGUAGGAAGUCUUCGGUGAAGUUUACAACAUUGUCAUCGGCACUAGGCUCAUCCAGAUUAGGUCCCAGUCUGACAACGGUGACUCCCUUCGGUAUAUGAUCCGUUUCCCAAGCAUAGGCAACUGUUUUGCCCUUAUCAUUCACCUCAAAUGUUGUGAUGACAUCGUCGAACCCCAUUUCAUACAUAUUUGUCACCAAAUAGCCCUUGCCCCCAUUAAUUUCUUUUUCUCCACGGGUUUCAACGAAUGGAAUGGAACCGGCAGCCUGCUCUUUCAUGCAGACCAGUCUCCGGGAGUUCCAAUAGUCAACAUUUUCCUUGGCCUUUUACAAUGAUAACAGAAGUCCGGGAAGGUCUCAUAGGUCACACGUUGCAAAUAUUCCUUUCCCGAUGGGGGGACAAUAGGAAAUUGGGUGAUAGGAGCCUUAGAAAUGUCCACUUCAAUGAGCACUCUAGCGAAAUGGGUGUAGACCGUAUCCUGUGUGACCUUAUCAGUGGUGAUAGGCACACCCACUUGAGACGCGAUCAUUCCCAGCUCCCUUGCCUUCCAAAGCCGCAUGGAUAAGUUAGGGAAUUUUACCCAAAUGGGCACCUUAAGAAACUCAUCUCCGUCCGUUGAAAAGUCCUCAGAUAACACUUUAAGGAACAUAGUUUUACCAUACAAGAUAUAGGGCCCCUCGGCCAGCACAUGCAUCCGGUCUUCAUCAGAUUUGAAUUUAAAGAUGACCCAACCCUUGCUGUGAGAUUUGACUUCCACAUCUACAGACCAGUUUGCAAUCAUCUCAUGAAUGGCCUUCAAACCUGGGAAUCUGCCAGAGAAAUGGCCGACUAAGCAGUAGCCCCAAACUUCAAUCAAAGUAGGAACUUUGAGGUGUGAAAAGUCAAGUUUUUCCCCCGUGGGGGGGAAGUACUCAAGUUUGAGCCCGCUGGUUGGGGCUCUAUUGUCUCGGAAUAGGGAGGUCCACUUCUUGGGAGCAUUUUCAGGGACAAUAUUUUCCUCCACAGUCUUCAGAGGUAGUGUGUCCUGAGACCCCAGCGAAAUUGAUAUUUCAGGCUCAGACUGGCUGUCUACAUCAGUUUGAUCCAAAGAUUCAAUGAUAGGUUCCUUCCCCGGUAAGAUAGCAAGAGAUAACUCAGUUUGUGUGACAAGGUUUGAGGAAGCAGAUCCCAUGCCAAGUAGUGCAGCAGCAUACGACCCAACUACCUCAGAGCCUUGAGAAGCAGUAGGUUUGUUAGCCAUGUCCGGAAGGGGGGCAGGUGUUAACUCAUGGGAAGGAGUAUCACCCUUAUCAGUUUGUGUACAGGCUGAAAGGGGGCGACCAGAUUCUUUGUCAGGAACCACAUUAUGGAGAGUGGUUGUCUCCAUAGCAUUGGAGAUCAGACCUGCCUCCACAUUGGUUGGCACAGCAGUGGCCUGUAUUUCCAGGGCGUGUGAAGCUUCAGUGGAGUUAGAAGAGAAAACAGGGCAAUCAGCAGGUAGGACCUCCUUGAAAACACCCUUGUUGAUCAUCCUCUCAGACUGGAUUGCAAGUUUUGCAGCCUUCUUGUCAUUCAAGUACUUAAUUUUGUCCUCAAACAAUUUAUCUUUUGCCGGAGGGGUACGAUGUUGCUUAUUCUUCCUUGUCAUUUGGAGUUUACAGCAGCCUGCAUGUUAGUCAGCACAAAAACAAACAACCAGGCCCCAAAGGUGACCACACUGACCCAAGCUGGACCAGACAAGGAAUAUUUCACCCAGACUUACUCCACAGAAUGAAGCAGCAGGAGAAAGCAGUACAAGAUAGAUACACACAAUACUCCACAAAAGCUACUAUUCAGAACCCAGAAUCACAGGUCACACGUAUACAGAACAACUCAGAAAGCAGUAUGUUUGAACCAAGAGCUUCAAAUUAGUAAUUCAAAACAAACAAGUUCACUCACACAAAGCAAUCUGAAAUGGAAGGAGCAGGGUAUGAAGAUUCGCAGAGUCACAAAGAGGGAAGGGGAUAUGCCAAUUAAUUUAAAGGAACUGGAAAAAAGAAGACUUAGCUUCGUAGUAACCCAGCCAGAGCCUCCGUAUAACCAGCAACCAGAAUAUGCAAUACUCUUUCAUUGACA